AGGCAUGGAACUAGAUGAUCUUCAUGCCACCUAAAGACUGGUUCAAGGACAUUUAUCCUGGAGAAGAGAAGGCUUGGGGAACACUUGGUUGCUGGACUUUUGCCUGGAAGAGGGGCUGGGUGUGUUCUGCUUGGUCCCAGAGGGCAGAACAAGGAGCAGUGGAAAGAAUGUCCCCGAGGGCGGAAAGGACUGACUUGGGCCAGUGAUGAUUCCUUUCAGAAUGAGCCCAUCCCAGGAGGGAGCACUUUCCCAUUUACAGGAGAGCGAGCAGAAGCCAACUGGCCUCUUUGGGGAUGUGUGGGAGAAAGGGUACAGAAUGGAUUGGACAGAGAUUUGGUGGCUUGAAGGACGUGUCUGCCUUGGUUAUGCUCCCUGGAUGAGAUGGCAUUGGUGACCUUCAAGGACGUGGCUGUGGACUUCACCCCAGACGAGUGGCAGCACCUGGACCCUUCUCAGAAAAGGCUGUACUGGGACGUGAUGCUGGAGAACUACAGGAACCUGGUCUACCUGGGACUAGAAGGUUCCAGACCAGAUGCAGUCUACCUGUUGGAGGGUAGGGAAGCACCCCGGACACCAGAGGGAGACGUUCUAAGGAGCACCUGUCCAGAUUGGAAGACAAGGCCUGAAAAUAAGGAAUUGACUCCAAAUUUGGGCAUAUCUAUGGAAAAGUCAUCCCAGGAAAUAUUGACUCAGGAUGGUCCUCAUGUCUCUAAGUUGGGAGAAUGUGGCUCAAAGUUAGUGAGGGAGCAGAUUAACAAGAAAGAACAUUCUAGAAAAGUAAAAACCACCCGAAGGAAAGUUCCCAAUGAAGGAAAAGAACAUGAAUUUAAUCAAUUUCUACAAAGCUUCAGUGCAGAACUAGUCCUUUUUCCCCAAGAGGGAGCAUCUCUAGGAAAGAAUCUCCAUAAAUGUUAUACCCAGAGGAAGAACAUUAAACUUUACUCAGACCUGAGUCAGUGUAAUAGAAUUGGCUCCAAGAAGACAUUUUCUAGGUAUAAUAAAUGUGGAAAAUACUCCAGUUAUACUUCAGACCUUGCCAAAAAUCUUGGUCUUCAGACUGGUGAAAAAUAUUAUCAAUGUGUUGAAUGUGAGAAGACGUUCCUCAAGAGCAAAGAAUUUAUUCAACAUCUGAGAAUUCAUACUGGGGAGAAACCUUAUAUAUGUAACGAAUGCGGAAAGUCCUUCCGACAGAAGCCACACCUUGCUCGGCAUUUGAGAAUUCAUACUGGAGAGAAACCUUAUGAAUGUAAUGAGUGUGGUAAGGCCUUCUGCCAGAGCAUAUCUCUUACUCAACAUCAGAGAGUUCAUACCGGAGAGAAACCUUACCUGUGUAAUGAUUGUGGGAAGACGUUCCGACGGAGCACACAUCUCACUCAACACCAGAGAAUUCAUACUGGAGAGAAACCUUAUGAAUGUAGUAAAUGUGGAAAAACCUUCCGCUGGAAGACAGGACUUAUUUUCCAUCAGAAAAGUCACGCUUCGGAGAACCUUUUUGAAUGUAAUGAAUGUGAGAAAGCUUUCUUCCGGAAUUCUGAACUUACCCAAUAUCAGAGGAUUCAGAUGGCAGAAAAACCUUAUGAAUGUAAUGAGUGUGGGAAGGCCUUUCGCCAGAACUCAGGUCUUAAUCGACAUCAGAGAAUUCAUACUGGAGAGAAACCUCAUGAAUGUAAUGAAUGUGGAAAAGCCUUCCGCUGGAGCACACAACUUGCUCAACAUCGGAGAAUUCAUACUGGAGAGAAACCUUAUGAAUGUAAAGAAUGUGGGAAGGCCUUCUGCCAGAGUGCUGAACUAAUUCAGCAUCAGAAAUUUCAUGCUGCUGAGAAACCUUACGAGUGUCAUGAAUGUGGGAAGGUCUUCCGACGGAGGACAGGGCUUACUGAACAUCAGAAAAUUCAUACUGGAGAGAAAUCUUACAAAUGUAACAUAUGUGGAAAGGCCUUCCGCCAGAGGAUACAUCUUGUUCAGCAUCAGAGAAUUCAUGCUGGGAAGAGACCUUAUGAAUGUAAUAAAUGUGGGGUGGCCUUCCACCCCACUAUGCCUUAGCUCACUGCAGAAGAGUCGUACUGGAAUGAAUAGUGGAAAUGUUUCCGUCAGUACCCACACUUAGCGGAAAAUUAGAGAAUGCAAAUCGAAGGGAGAACCUGUAGAUGAAGCUGAUCCCGGUCUCCCUCCUCUCUUCCCUCCUCGUCUCUUCCUCCUCUCCCCAAACACAGCACAAAUCUUAGACUGUUGACUGAGGAAAUUGUGGUCAUCUCACAGGGAGCUCAGUCCCUCUAUUACAUUCAUCCAGAAUUCCUAGAAUGGUCCUCUCUUUCUCUCCUCCAUUAUUAUCAUGGAGGAAUAUGAGGUGUAGUCGUCCCUGCACCUUACAAAGUGUAAAUCCUAGGCUUGUUCCUGUGGUUCUGCUCCUUUUUGUCUACCUUAGAACCUUACUUCAAGAAUUAUCCCUUGCCCAGCAGUUGUAGGACCUCG
This is a messenger RNA of Vombatus ursinus (common wombat), 2472 nucleotides long. RefSeq names its product zinc finger protein OZF-like. The transcript is spliced from 4 exons. Gene Ontology annotation, molecular function: RNA polymerase II cis-regulatory region sequence-specific DNA binding; DNA-binding transcription factor activity. Lineage: Eukaryota; Metazoa; Chordata; Mammalia; Diprotodontia; Vombatidae. The record is from RefSeq and is a predicted model, not a curated record. Gene Ontology annotation, biological process: regulation of transcription by RNA polymerase II. The coding region runs from base 382 to 2043 and encodes 553 amino acids.